CAAAAAGAUAAAAUUGUGUUAUUGAAGGGUUGUCUUGUAUUUUAGCGAAUAAGUUGCGAAUGUUUUAACUCUAUGUUAUAACAUCUCUUCUUUGUGUAUCGCUUUUUCCUCAUUUUCGACCCUAAUUUUCCGCAGUUUUAUGUAAAAUUCGGGAGUUUGGAAUGACGGCCAAAAAACUGUAUGUGAAACUAUCAGGCAACUGACUAGGCAUUUACUUCCUAUAAAUUAUCACGUAUGGAACUAAUAAGGCAUAAAUACAUUUACAUACUCUUCAGUUAACACAAUGCAGCAGAGGGGUUCAUCGAAUGCUAUAAUGGAAAACGAAGAUGGGAAACAAACAACCACGAACUCCUCGUUCAGAGGCCGAAAUUCGAAAUUUUUGGUGCGCAGCCAUGCGAUGCGCGAGGAGCAGUCGCCGCCCCGUGAGCCGUCGCCCUGCGGCGGCGGUCACCUGGUGCAGCCGGCGAUAAAGCUGACGCCGUCGCCGGAACUGUCGCCGGCCGACGUCAGCGCCGCAGCGAAGCCGCUCGUCGUGCUCAGCCCGUCGAUUAGCCGGGGGAACUCCCCGGCACGGUCGUCCAACGUCUGCACCUCGCCGACAACCACGUUAGUACCUUCUCCCACCUCCAGAUGUUCUCCACACAGUGCUUCCUCGGUGCCCCACGGUUGUGGGGGCGGUGGUCCAGACAACGACAGCACAGCUUAUUCGGACGGUGAGGGUGGUUGCAGUCCUAAAUACCUCAAUAAGCUGAACAGGCAAAACCUGGACAAGGAACACAAACAAUCUAGUCAUAAUAAUAGCAUGAACGAGAGAUAUUUAAGAAAAAUCUAUGGUGGAACUGAAUUAAUAUACAUUGCCGCAUAUAAUAAGAAAAAAGUGAUAUGUGAUUGCCCAACCCAAAGCUGCGUAAAAUGCCUCAACCAGGAAAAGAAUCUAAACAACAACGUGACUAACAUCAAUAACAAUGUGAUCAGCGCAAACACACUGUCUGUGGCAAGGUCCAGUUCCAGAGGCAAACUUAGACAACAGAGCUCCUCUUUGGGCAGCUUCGAGGGCAGUUUGUCCAACUCGCCGUGCUUAUCUAGAGAUAGUAGUUCUGAACAAUACACCGACACGACAGGUGUGGAUCUAGAAGUUUUCAUUCCAGAAACCCUGAAUAGAAACGCCAAGGAUAGGGCGCUUAUGUUACGAAUUGAACAGGAACUAGUCACUCUUGCCAAAGAUAAAAAUCAAACGCAUUACAAAUUCCCGCCUAUGUCAAGCUACCAGCGUAUGCUUGUACAUCGUUGCGCCGCUUAUUUCGGUAUGGAUCACAACAUCGAGUCCUCGGGCAAAUGCGUCGUGGUGAAUAAGACGAAGGCGACCCGUAUUCCGGACGUGCCCUUCAAAGAGCACAUCAAGGAGGACAUCGUUUUCGCGGAGGAGCCUCGUCGCUCGAUCCUGAAGAGGGACUCGAACAGCAUCGAGGAUUACGGAUUCAAGUCGCCGGAUCGUUCCCUCAGCUUGGAGAACAGACGAAGCAAGAGCUUCGAGGAACGCGAGGAGGAAUAUGAGAAGGUGCGGAGGAGGAUCUUUAAUAGAGAGAUGCUUGACGGCUCAGAUUAUGAAUGGGCGGAGAUGCCCUGGUCGAGUACAGAGAGCGAAUACUCUGGAAAGUUCAGGCUCCAACCCCCGGAUUCUCACCGCAAGCACAUCGGGAAACUGAUCAAGGUACAGUCGGAAGAAACCGGUGAGACGUUGCGACCAUGUGUGGCUAAAAGCUACAGUUUUGGAGGGUACGGAGGAGUAUCGGUGCUGAGCAGAGGCGACAGCGUAAUGUCCACCCACAGUGCCGGUCCGAGGCUGCUAACAAAACAAGGCACGAUUCCAGAUUCAGCAGCGAGCUCGGUAUCGUGGCGCCUGAGUCCGUCGAGUUCGGGCUACAAGUCCCAAUCUCAGAUGUCGGAGUCCGUUACACCGUCACCCACAUCGACGCCUCAUCCACCCGGUGGUCAGGACUCUUCGUCCUGUGGAGACACGCCGGAAAACGUUCCCGAUCAGCUGGUGUGGGCGGUCACAGACAUCCACAACGUGCCCAAAGGAAGCGUCAUCAUUAAUCCACAAACCGGCAAACCGAUUAAGAACCAAGACGGAUCCAUUUACCACUACGACCCGGACAACCCUCCGGUGCACGUCACCUCCAACAAACCACCGCCAUCACCGAUAAAAUACGCUGCGAAAGAAACGUCGACGUCGCCCAAAAAGAGAUCGGCUAAAGUUUCACCUGUCAGGACAAAAUCCAAUGUCACCACCACAGCAACUAGUCCCAGUCUGCCAUAUACUUCACCGGCUGGCACGCCCCAGCACAACAAAUCUUUUCAAUUCGUACAGAACCAGGAAACUAUCAGCAAUAUGUCCCAGCAUUCCUUCAUGUUCAACGGUGGAUACUCGGCUAAUCCAGAGAAUGUGUCCGUUUAUCAAGCGCAACAACCCUACGUUGUCUACACAGCUGCCCCUUAUGCUGCCAUGCCAAUAACCACACAGCAAUACGACGGUCGACUGGAGGGUCCACCCAUUCCAGAUAUGACCAGCCCAUAUUUCGUUUCUGAAGGAGUGGGACCAGCACAAUCUCAAGUUGCUUUCCAACAACCAGCUGCCUAUUGGAACCAACAACCUAUCGCGUAUUACCAAAACAAUCCGCAAAAUUCAAGUGUUCAACGUUACGCUAUGCAAUUACCACAAAACCAAACAGGAUAUAUACCCCAAGCAUAUCCAUCCGCAAAUUACAUGGCACAAGCGCCCCAAACUGCCGGUGCCGGCGACAUAAUACCGGUAUACUCGAACCAGGUGCAGAUGGUGUACCAGACGGCCGCCCCACCACCCCCGCAGGCCAGCCAAUCGACAGGCCAGCUCGUGUACCCCAAUCACCAGCAGGUGUUGUACACGCCUGGCAACGCGACCGCCACCAUGUACCCGGGCGGCAUGUAUCCGGGAGCGGCGGCCGCCCCGAUGGCGCCGAACGUGACUGCACCGGCCUAUCCCAGCACGCCGACACCGAACAGUUGCGCCAGCUCCGCCUCGAACCCGACCUACGCGAUGCAGGAUGUGGGACAGCAGCAGGCCUACAUGCAAGUCGCCCAAGGUAUGCAGGCCAUGAGUAUCACCGGACAGGGCCAGCCGGGCAAGUGCGCCGCAUCGGUUGCACAGCUUGAGAGGCCCAAGUGUUUUGGGAAGGGCAACAAAUUCGGCGGUGGCGGGGGCAACAAGGGCUUCGUGAUGGGUUCGAGCCAGAGCAGUACUGGCACCAAUUCGCCGGCCGCCACGGUCGUAUCGGGAUACUGCCCGCCGAAUGCGGGGCUGUUCCGGACGCCGCCGGACACGCCGCUUCAUUAUACCGCGUACGCACCAACGUUCCCCGCCCCGCAGAUUUUUAGACAGAUGAGCAAUGUUAGAACGUCCACACCUGGAACAAACAGAAGUAGUCGUUCCCCAACCCCCGCUAGUGAUUACGAAAGACAACGGAUGUCACUGCCUCCCAAUAUGCUUCAUCAAAAAAUGCCUUAUAUUUUACAACCUGCCGGUAGAGGUCAACCAACAGUGUAUAGACAACAACUCCCACUUAACAACAAACAUCAACCCAUCAGCCAUGGAUCUGAAAACCGAUCUCAUAAAGGAAGGAAAUCCAAAGGGAAUAAACCGUCAGGAUUACCUCCUAGCGGACGACCUGCUUAAUUACAAUACGUACUUCAUCAUCCAAUAAUAUUGCAAAAUAUUAAAAUGUUACCUAAACAUAUUUCGUAUGUUUCACAUCGAUAUUUGUGCCCCGUAAAUUGUAUAAAAGGUAAGAAGUUCCUUGUUUAAUUUUAAAUGAUCAAUAUUUUCCCGACUUUAACAUUAUUUGCCAGUACUAAAUCCUUGUUUGAUGACAAAAAAUUUGCUCAAUUUUCUUUAUUUCACGCGUUGUAUUGCACAAUUUUUAUAUAAUGAUUAGCAGGAAAUUUAUUAUUAUACAUUUUGUAAAUAACCCAGCGCUUUUUAUGAAAAUAAAGGCUCUUACCUUAAAUAAUAACAGUUUUUCCAAAAUGUUUCGGACCUGUGAAUAAUUAAAAAGACAAUCUAUUUUGUUGUAUUGUAAAAUUGUAUAGAUAAUAAAGAUGGGUCCAUUUUAGAUGUGCACAUUUUUCGUGUGUUUUAAAAUGCGUUUUUCGGAAAUGUGUUCAACUAAAAACUGGCAUAACUUUUAUUUUUACAUUACUCAGAUUUAUUGGUAUUUAUUGUUAUUUGUAGAAAUGUAUUAACAUUAUUAAAAUUUUAUGAACAAUUGUUAAAGUUUUUCUUUAUUGGUCAACAGUUACCUUUGUAGCACACGUAUGUGUCUGUGAUUCAAAAUAUACUCUAUAUCGGAUUUAUCGACGAAAAUGUGAUAUUAUAUAACUCAAAAAAAAUUUACGAAUUCAUGACAAUUUUAACACAAUAAACGUUAAUGUAUAACUUAAUCACAGACGCAGAGCGGUGCAGUUAGAUGUGUUUUUUAUGCAUAAUUGGAAAUACUUUUGAAAAUUGUUGACCAGUUCUGUUUUGUUUAUGGCAUAAUAGUCAUAACGUAAAAUUCCAUCCAUAUUGCCGUAAAAAUUUUACACGAUUUAUAAGUUGACAAAAUUGUAAUUCUAAAGUCAAUUACAAAUAUACACGUUCUACUAUGAAACUGUACUUAAUUUUUGUAUGGAGUUCAAGUAAAUAUGUAGAGAAGCAAUACUUAACUUCCCAUCUCAAAAAAUAAAAUCACUAGAAUUCUUGACUAGAAUCGCCAAACUGAAACUUUUAUUAUUAUUGUUAUUUGUUUUUUUAAAAGACUGCAUGGUCAUUUUAGUCACGAAUAUUGACUAUACAACUUACAUUUUCGAGACGGGAAGGAUGAAUGUCUUUUAUUUCUUUCCUAGUAACAUAAAUUUAAAUGUAAAAAAUUAUGUAAUUGUUUAUAAGGAACUAUAAAGUAGUAUUAUUGUUGUAGUAAAAAUAGGUGAUCUUUUCCUUCCGAGAUAUGAAGAUUUUAUUUAUAUUUUAUUUAUUUAUUUUUUUGUUCUAAUGUGCCUCUGACACUCAGAAAUAAAUUUAUUUAAUAAAACUGUC
This is a messenger RNA of Aethina tumida (small hive beetle), 5110 nucleotides long. It is a transcript of the gene enc, whose product is annotated as cAMP-regulated phosphoprotein 21. The transcript is spliced from 21 exons. Gene Ontology annotation, molecular function: nucleic acid binding. NCBI's taxonomy places the organism in Eukaryota, Metazoa, Arthropoda, Insecta, Coleoptera, Nitidulidae. Bases 284 to 3712 code for a protein of 1142 amino acids. The record is from RefSeq and is a predicted model, not a curated record.